Daphnia pulicaria is the source of this 2255-nucleotide messenger RNA. RefSeq lists its product as uncharacterized. NCBI's taxonomy places the organism in Eukaryota, Metazoa, Arthropoda, Branchiopoda, Diplostraca, Daphniidae. Gene Ontology annotation, cellular component: dendrite; membrane; neuronal cell body. The transcript is spliced from 5 exons. The coding region runs from base 786 to 2213 and encodes 475 amino acids. The record is from RefSeq and is a predicted model, not a curated record. Gene Ontology annotation, biological process: sensory perception of taste.
UAAUUCAAUGUCAACCCUUUUUUUUUUUUUAAGAUUUUCUUAUUUGAUUUUGUUAUUUAGACGCCCAUUCACGUACCCGGAUGUCUAGCCGAGUACAAAAAACGCUGAAGUUUCAGUUUCUCUAUUAUAGAAAGAAGACAACGUAAAAGCUGCCGUAAGAUGAGCCUUUGUCAGAUAGCAACGUCAAUAUAGUAUAAGUUAUUUCAAUCGAAUAAAAAAUUCCCGCCGUUCUAUUCUAGAUUUAAAAACGUGACAAGAAAUAAAAGAAGUUGACGCGCGAAAUUUCAAAUAGUUUGGAGUGCUGGGUUGUAUUAGAUAUCUUGAAGGAGUUAUUUUCUCAAGUCAAUUAUGUGGCGCAAUCAAUAUCGUUUUCACUUUUUUUAAUAGCUUACCGUCAACUAGACCGUGGCGAGGAAACGGUAUAUGCCGUCUGUAGUUGCCGUCUAGUGCUAAACUAUGUAAUCUUAUAUCCCAACAAAUUUAUAUUUCCACGGCACCCAGUGGCUGUGUCAUUAUCGAUUUUCCCUUGUACAGACGACAAUAGCAAUCCCGAGUUGCAGCUUGCCCUAAAUGUGUAAGUUGUGUCGACCUCUAGUCCUGGCAGAUACAUCCUGAUCAACUCGGCUUGUCACCAACAGUCCAGUCGAUUAUGAAAACCCACCCCCCCAGCAAAAAGAAGGAAACAGCCAGACACACUUUGAUGUUUUUAUUGGGUUUCCCGCGAACGACAAUCAAUUCGACUUGGACGCUUCUAACGAACCUUUCACACCUUUUCCUAUUCUUAUAUGUCGUCUGAAAAACAUUUCGUUGAUACAGUUACGCUAUAUAUAUCUUUAUUCCCUCCUCCUCCGUAUCAAAUGUCUGGAACCGUGCGCACUGGUUGGACGGACAUCUUUUUUUUGUCGAAUGCUGUGUGUAGAGCUGAUUCUCUCUAUAGACCAGCAACAUGCCCUUCAGCAGUGUGUUUUCAUUUAUCUCCAAGUUGCCUCCUCGUUCAAGUUGUCCCGUUUCUAAGAGGUCGCUCCCGUUUGCCGGAAAUGUUGAAAAUCGAGACGAGCCUUUGGCCACUGAUUGUUUGGAUGAGGAUCGUCGGCUUCCACAUGGGUCCCAGCCGGAAGAAAUCGGGAUCGCCCAAUCGUCAUCGCUAUUCCGUCUGUUUGCUGAUGACAGGAUCGCUGAUGCUGUUGUCGACCGUUGCUCUCCACUGUACCUCGUUCGUUCGCAGUUUCCUCAAGUUCAGGUCCAACGGGAUGGCCCAGCACAACGGCACGACGGCCAACUUGACGACGGCCAAUCGGCUCAACGUCGGCAUUGAGCACCUCAAUUACACCUGCGUCCUCAUCGGCGUCCACACGACCUUCUUCUUUGUGUCGCUCACGUCCAACUGGACGGGACUGUGGGACUCGCUGCAGCUGAUCGAGGCCAAUCUCAAAUUCAAUUCCACAUUUUAUCGCAAGUGCCAAAAGUGUGUCGUCAUCGGAUUCGCCAUUUUAUUCGUCGAUUUCGCCAGCCAGUUGUUUAUUUCGAUCCAUUCCUUUUACUGGGACAUGGGAUGGAUGAGUCCGUUGGCCAUCGUCCUGGCCAACAUCUCCAGGACGACCAUCAUCAGCGUCUUCCUGCUCUUUUUCGUUCUGGCCAGGGUCAUCACGCUCGUCUUCCAGGGACUGAACGAGCAGAUCGUCCACCUGGACGAGGUGGAACAGGUGCCGCAAUGCUACUCAGUCAGCCGGAUCUUGAACAUCCGCCUGGAGAAAUGGCGGAGGAAUCACACUUUAGCCUGCGAACUGGUCGAGAUGGUCAACAAAUCUUUCGGCUUCGUCAUGCUCAUCACCUUGGUCAACGUUUUCGUCAGUUUCGUGACGACUUCAUUCGAAAUCGUUCGAUCCAUGGAGGACGACGAGACGUUGCCAUUUCUGCUGGUCUUCAUUUUCGUCAAAAAGUUGAUCCUGCUCACCAUCAUGUUUUACGAGCCCUAUCGAUUGCAGGCCGAGACCGGACGGACGGCGUCGUCACUUAGGCGGCUGCACCCGUUCACCGCCGAUCUUUUCACCCAAAUCAAAGUGAAUACGGUCGUGAUGGAAGUCUCUCACGCCUGUCCCAAAAUCACGGCCAUCGAGUUUUUCGACGUGAAUCUCAAACUCUUACCAACGUUAAUUGGCAGUACCCUGACGUAUGUGGCCAUUCUACAUCAAGUGGCUUCGCAUUCAAAAUAGAAAUCUUUCCACACUUUUGUCAACAAUUCAAUACAUAUUUUG